AUGGAGAAACAAGUUCAUUCCGAUGACCCAAAGGAUGCAUUCCAGUGCAAGAUCGAAGAUGGCAAGCAAAACUUUUCCAGCGAAGUACUUGGGAAUGUACAUUCGAAAAAACACGACCUAAGCUUGAACUUGGAAAUGCCGCUGAAAGGUCCGGGUGGUUUAUUCGCCGAUCAAACCCCCACACCAACCCGAUUGAUCGGGAAAUGUGAGGAAGUAGGCUUAUUCGAAGACCUACAGAAGGUAAAUCCGUUCGACGAAACAUUUCGUAGAGCUGUAGAGUCCGGUACAAACAACGAACCAUCGUUUACCACUGAGUUGUCUCGCGUUGAAACGGAUGUUUCUGCUAUUAGUUGUCGACUUGGUGAAGGUGAAACACUGCACACUCCGCACAUAUUCCCUAGUAAUAUCAACCGCGUUUCUCACGAUGCUGUUUCCGCUAUCAAGAGCAGUGUUGUUAAGCAGCGAUCGAGAAUAAAAACAAAUAAGGUAUCAUCUCGCAACAAACAAAACAUGGAAAUGGUUUCUGCUUUUAAGUCCAUAAUACCAACACCCUUGAAUAGUGAAAAAAGAAAUUUUAGAAGGACAAUUUCUACCAAACGAAAAACUCCUGCCGUGGUGGAGAUUCUACCCAAACCGCCCGUUCGUGUGCCCCCGAUAGUGGAUGAUUCGAUUCCACUUGUCAUCAUUCCCUCCGGGUCAAUGGACAAAACACUGGCAUUAGACAGCAUGUCUUCUUCUGUGGAUUUGGCCCCUGCGCUAGUGAAAGAAAAACUAAAAGAGCAUCUUAUUAAGGUGCGGGACAACGGACAAGCUGCGAAUAAAAUCCCGGCUUUUAAAAAAAGAUCAAAAAAUGCAAUGGAAAGUAGGGAAAAUUCAAACAAAAUUCCCAAAACUAACGAAUUGUCGAAAAUAGUUGACAAUCAGGCAGAUCAAAAACACGAACGUUGGAAGGCGGCUGCCAAGCGCUAUCGGGUGCGGAUGAAGGAAAGCCAAGAUCAGCUGCACAAGCGAAAUAUCGAGCUGGAAGAUGAAAAUUUACGACUUCAUACAGAACUCGCGGAAUUAAAGCAUGUACAUCGUAACUGCUCCGUUUCAAGGGAGCGAAGAAACGCCCCUGUGACGGUACAAAGUACAUCCCCAGGAAUUGCAAAUACCGUCAGCGGAGCGCUGGAAUCCAUGAGUAUUGAAGCACAACAACAAACCGCAGCAUUGCUACUAAAUUCCAUCGAGCAACAGCAGCAACUGAAUGCUAUAUCUUCGCCACAGCAGCAUUUGAUUACUUCGCAUAUCAUUGACAGUCAUUCGAUUAACAGAAUGCCAAUAUUUAUUGUGAUUGGUCCAACAGCAGGAUCUGUUGGGCCGGCAGUUUCUGAAUCUUCGGAAUGUGCCUUAGGAAGAAGUAUUCCAAAUGCAUGAGCCAACGGACUAAGACAUUAAUUGGUAAAGGUUUAACUUUCAAUACAUUUCUGUAUCUGGAACGUGCGUAGUGCUUAGAAUAUGUAGUUUUGGGCAUAUUCAAUCAAUAAUAAAUACGCUGUAUUUUUGAGUUGUCUAUAUAAGUUUCUUUUACUGCUAGUAAAACUUCGGAGUAUUGG
Messenger RNA from Anopheles nili, 1595 nucleotides. RefSeq names its product cyclic AMP-dependent transcription factor ATF-7 (gene Atf-2). Gene Ontology annotation, biological process: regulation of transcription by RNA polymerase II. NCBI's taxonomy places the organism in Eukaryota, Metazoa, Arthropoda, Insecta, Diptera, Culicidae. Gene Ontology annotation, molecular function: cAMP response element binding; DNA-binding transcription factor activity, RNA polymerase II-specific. Bases 1 to 1416 code for a protein of 471 amino acids. The transcript is spliced from 2 exons. The record is from RefSeq and is a predicted model, not a curated record.